AGGCAACCCAGUUUAACCUGUGAGAAGAGAUUUGUGAGCUUCAGGACCUGCUAAGAGAUUAUCUUCUUAAGUGUUUUGUUGGGAAAGGUGUUGGAACAUGGCCGGCAUGGAGCACAAUCUCAGCCUGGCAGAUGCCCUGAGCGAGCCACCACCACAGAUUGAGGAGGAGGUGAAGCGGGAUUUCAUCGCCAGCCUGGAAGCAGAGAAGUUUGAUGAUGUGAUCGGAGAAAAGGUUGGCAAGACAGACUAUGUCCCUCUCCUAGAUGACGACGACCCAGACGCCGGAAACCAGGAGGCCAAAGCCAAACCGCGUGCCGAGAACGUUCCCAGGGAGCGUCCCUCGGCAACUGGACCGGCAGCUGUGGUUGAGAAUGGUGAUCACGGACUGGAAGGCAAUAGGAAGGGGUCCCCAGGAAAAAUCAUGGAUGAACAAAUGCCUUACAAAGAAUUCCUGGACCACAAUGACUCAUGGACGGUGGAUGACGGGAACCGUUGCUUUGACUCACAGCUAGCGUUUAAGCCUAUGGAUGUGGCAGAACCUUUUAAGAUGCACCGUGAAGACGUCCUGUCUGACCUGCUGCUGCUUCCUCAGGAAAUGAUGGAUGUGCCAACUUUCGGAGAGUAUUUUGGAGCUCCGAAAGAAGUCCAUGGCCCUUAUGGAACUGCAGAGCUGCCUGAACAGCCGCCGCUGGGACUCACCCACUCGCCUGGGACUGCUUUCGACCCCCUGGCCUUCCUUGGCGCGGAGCCUUUGCCGAAUCCGAGCGAAGCAGCAUCUGCAAGACAGAUGGGUCCUCCUGAAGAUUUCUGGUUGGGAACUCAGCACUUAAUGGAGGGACAAGAAGCCACUUUCUUUGAGCCCCCAGAGCCCUGCAAGGUCCCCGAUGAGGCUGAGAGGCACCCACCGGUUGUGGGUGGGAUGGAUUUCCCAGGAGUGCUGACCCCCCCAGAAGCAAACCAGGCUGCAUCAGCAGCAGUUUCUCCUCCAGUUGGUGGUCCUGGUCCUACAAUGGAGGAGCUGAUGGGAUUUGAACCUUCGUUUGACCACAAGCUGCUUCCUCCUAAAGGACUUCAAGCAGGCUUCCUGGAAACUGCAGUGACAAAAGAACAGAAAUCAGAGGUUGAAGACACCACUGUCCUUGCUGCAGGUGGCUGUCCCAUGUUGGAGAAGCAGGAGGAGGGAAGCAAGUUUCUUUACACUUCAGAGGAGAAAGACAGUCAGCCACUUCUUAGCCAGCACCCAGGAGAGCCAACAGCAAUCAUCUUUCCUACCCAGAAAGCAGAUGAGGCCCAGGCAACUCUUCCCUUUCACACUCAGGAAGAGGAGAGUAAAUUUCCCAACUUCAGAGCAGAAGAUCUGGACAUUUAUUCUGCCCAGCAUAUAGAGAAAGUAGAUGAAAGCAAGCUGUCUCUCACCCAGCAGAUGCAGGAAGUGACAAAUCAACUUUCUCCUGCCCAGAAAGCUGAUGGACUUCCACUUUCUCCCACCCAAAAGGUUGAUGCACCUCCACUUUCUCCCCUCCAGAAGGUAGAUGGACCUCCACUUUCUCCUGUCCAGAAAGCUGGUGAGCCUCCACUUUCUCCUGCCCAGAAAGCUGAUGGACCUCCACUUUCUCCCCUCCAGAAGGUAGAUGGACCUCCACUUUCUCCUGCCCAGAAAGCUGGUGGGCCUCCACUUUCUCCUGCUUGGAUAGCUGAUGGACCUCCACUUUCUCCUGUCCGGAAAGCUGAUACCCCUCCACUUUCUCCUGCCCAGAAAGCUGUUACCCCUCCACUUUCUCCUGCGCAGAAAGCUGUUACCCCUCCACUUUCUCCUGCCUGGAAAGCUGAUACACCUCCACUUUCUCCUGCCUGGAAAGCUGAUGGACCUCCUCUUUCUCCUGCCCAGAAAGCUGACACACCUCCACUUUCUCCUGCCCGUAAAGCUGACACACCUCCACUUUCUCCCACCCAACAUGCAGAGAAGGUGGGAGAAAUCAAGGUCCCCCUGAGUCAAUUCAUAGCAGAUCAAGAAGUUAAGUCCCCCUCUUUGCCCAGCCAACCUGUGGAGCACCUUCCUGGGCAGGAGAAGCUUGAUGAGAAGAACAGGCAGCCCCCCAGCACACCUACUGAGAAGCUGAAGGAACACAGUCAGCCAGCACCAACACCUGGGGAGCAUCUUCCAGAUCCUGCAGCAGAGUCGGUGGAAUCUGUACUUUGGGGAAAGACCCAGGCAGAUUCUCCAGGGUCUUUUGUUGAAGAGUCCUCAUUUGUCAAGGCAAAGGAACCACUGGAGCCUCAUCCUGCCCACCCAGUGGAGUUGCCUAGAGAAAAACUGCCUCCAGAACAUGAGGGUGCACCUCCUGCCCAAAUAAGACAAGCUAACAAAUCCAGUGACCACCGCAGGUUUGGCAGAGCAAAGCCUGCCCAGAUGACUGUGGCAGAUGCCCCAGAGGAGCUUCUUGCAGGUUCUCCAACCCAGAAGAGCCACAGUCCAAGAGGAGACCCUUUUUAUGUGGCUGACUUUGGCUCCGUCAGUGGGACUUCUCCCCACAGCAAGAGAUCUCAGAGGAAGGGACCUGGCCAGCCUUUCGAGGUUGCGGAGGGUACAAGAGAGAUAUUGCAAGAGGGUUGGGAUCUGGAAGCUUCAGCAGCCUUGAAGAAGAAGAAGAAGAAACCAAAGCAAAAGAGAGGGCAGCAGCUGCGGGUAGUGGAAACAUGGGAGGACAACUCUAGAAAGUUAAGAACUCCUCUGGCUGCUGCUGAACCUCAAAAAGCUCUCCAUGAAAGUGCCAAAGAGGUCUCGUGGGCCUCCACAGAAAUCCCCGGAAAGGAUACUUUGAAGCUUGGUAAAGAAGGACAACUGCGGGAUGGUCAGCACCUUCCACCACUUCCUCCAACAGACAUGCCUGGCCUGCAGAUUGAAGGCCCUUCCAGAUCUGCAUUGGACACAAAACCAGGAGAGUUGAGCCAAGCUAAAUCAGCGAUGGAUGACAGCUUAGCAUUGCAGCCAAAAAGUAAAAGGGGAGAACUUUCUGAUGAGCUGCUGAAGCACCACAUUGAGCAGAACAAGCAGGAAAGCCCAACUUCUCCCCUAGCUCAGACCAGUCCUGGGGAAAUAAGUCCGUUUGGGAAAAAUGUACAGUUAGAGCCUCUGUCUCCCAAGAACUCAAACAUUGAUGCUUCAGCUCAGGAGACCAAAUCUGCAGCGAUGCAGAAAAUUGAGGUCCCGACAGUAGAGCCUGUGGUUGCAAGUGAGAAGGUUGCCCCAGGGUGGCAAGGCCUUGAAAGGGACGAGGGGUUGCUAGAAAAGCCAAAGAAACUGGAGGGGGCUUUGAAGAAUGACAGGGCUGGCAUGGGAGGGGUCGGCCUUCCAGCUGAACCAAAGAUGGCUGAGGCAACUGAAGGAGGGAGUUCUCUUCAUCGAGACAGGGAAGGAGGCUCUGUUGCCUCAGAGAUCCCAAAAGAAAGAGAGGCCAAAGGGAGCCUCUCCACAAGAAGCGAAAAGCCUGAUUUUAAUUCUGCAAAAAUUCCCCUGGUGGCGGAAACCAAGUUGGAUCCAGCAAAACCCUUCUUUGCUGCUGAGGCAAUUGGCGGUGGCCCAGUGCCUUUCACCAGUACAACCGAGGAAGUCCUUGGUACCACCCCUCCAGAACAGCCGGCUGGGCCCAAAAAGAGGGGCAGCGAUGGGAAAAGCAAGAGAGUGAAGCACUUCCCGGAGCCACGGCUGUUUCCUUCAGAGGAGAAGGCUGGUUUGAGCAAAGCUUCAGCUGCGGUAGAAGUUGAGGCACCUGGCGAAAUCAGUUUGGCAGCCAGGGGCCCAGAAGAGAGUUUUCCCACCUCUUCAGGAGCGAGAGAGAAGCCAAAGAAGAGAUCUAGCAAUGGGAAGAGCAGAAAAGCUGAGGAGAGAAGCUCCUUCAGGCAGCCCUUUUUCUCCAGCAUGGAGGGUAGCAGAGACUUCCUUCCCUCUCAGCAGGGCUGGCCUGACCAAACCAAACAGAGAGCGGAUUAUCCAAAAGAGGGGACUGACAUCUUAGCUGCAAGCCAGCUGUUGGAAAGUGCUGCAGAUGCCGUGAAACAACACAGCCCUCCUCCUGUAACCUUGACAGAACAUGCCAAAGGGGCUCCAGCUGGAUCUGGUGAAAGGGUUGACUUGCCUCCAUCAGCAUAUCCCUUCAUCUUGGAGGCCCCUGGCAAGCAGACAGAAUGCCAGGCUCUCACUGAGUCCACUGUCCAAACAAAGGAAACAGGCAGUCCAAAUCAAAACAAGGGACUUAGCCUCACCGGUUUAGAGAGCCCACCUGGAGGAGACCCCACUUUGGUGUUGCCCACAAGCAAACCCAAAAAGAGGAGCAGUGAUGGGAAAAGCAAAAAAUCUGAGAAAAGUUCCUCAGAACAGCCACUCUUCCUGGAGAAAAAGUCGGAUGUAAUCAAGCCUUCCAAGAAAACUGAUGUAGCUAAGGAAACAGGCUCUCCUGAGAAAAGUCAAGUGCCAGAACUGCCAGGUGCCACCGAAGUCCACGUCCCUGCUGAAAAACUGCUGGAAAAAACAGGAGGGAAUCAGGGGAAGAGCCUAUGCUUUGAGCAGCUGCCCACCCCUGAGGAGAAACCUAGCACUGCCAAGACAGAAGAGCUCACUAAAACCAAAGAAACACCUUCUAGUGAGAAGGGGCAGGAAGCUAACCUAGAGCAAUUUGGGGAGGGUACACCAAAGCCACAUGUUGCUCUGCCUCAAGUGCCGGAAGAGCUGAAGAUACAGGAUACUGAACGGCAAAGCCUCCAAGUUCCUGAGGUUUUGGAGGUGAAGCCAGAACCAUCUGGUGAACAUCACAAACUAGCUAAGACUGAGGAGGUACCCUCCUCUGAUGGUAGCAAGGAGGAGGCAUCACAGCAUCUCCUCAAGGAUGCAAAACCUACAGGCCAGGUUCCUGCUAAGCUAUUUGUUGACGAAACAUUCAGAGGAGAAGAGAAAGGAAAGAGUAGACAGGACAUGCCUAGUUUGGAACAAUCUGUUCAUUCGCUGGGCAGGUCAGACACUGGUACAGUUUUAGAUGCUGAGAGAAAGACGAAGACCAAAGGGUCAACUGCUUCCAGAAGCAGCAAACAGAAAAAAGAUGGUGGCUCUGAUCUUUCAGAUCAGCAAGCCCCGCUUGCAAAACCUGAAAAGAAAGGUAGCGAAAAGAAAAGUAAAAAGGCUCUGAUUGUCCCUCCACAGCCUGGUGUUGCACAAACUAAGGAAGAAGUAAACGAAGAGCAGCCUUGUAGGGUGGGUGGGUUGGACUUUACUGUGGGAGAAGCUGAGGUUGUAGAUGAGAACAGGAACAUCAAAGGCUUUCCCUCUGGACAUCAGCUGCAUUGGGAAGAGGACCUCACGAAUGUAUUUGAACCGGCUAGCGCUCUUGAUGAAACCACCUCUGAAAGUCAGGGGACCCGCUGCCCCUUUUUAGAACACCCCAGCAAAUUUGCUGAUGUACUAAGCAAGGAGCAGCUUUUUCUUCCCAAAUUACUGCAAGAUCCCGAGCAAGGGGACCAGAAGAUUCUGGAGGAGCUACAGGAGAAUUUAGCAAAGCUUGAAGGUAGAGAGGCCGUAGCAGAAGCUUCUCUUUUAAUGAAAGCUGGUGAUGAAAUUAGGGAGAAGAGGAAGAAAAGCAAACGGGCACCGGCAGACCGUCUUUUCAAACCAAAAACAGAAAAGGAUCAGGUUUCCAGUUUAAUAGAAAGUGGAGGAAUAAACCUCUGUGGCAAAAUACAAGGCUCACCAGAAGUGGUGGUGGAGGAGAAGCCAAAGAUGGCUCCUGUGCUGGUUGCUGAAAUAGAAGGAAGUGGUUCUGUUGGAGAAGCCAGUGACCUCCCUAUGGAAAUGCCAACUCUUAAGGAGUCUGGUAAGGAAAAUGCAAUUCUCCAGGCUAUAACAACUGCACUUGAUGGUGGUAGUUCUGAGCCAGGAACGUUAGCAGAAAAUAGAAAAGAAGCUGAACUGAGGACUUCUGAGUGCCCAGAUAGUUCAGGAAGUAAGACGAGAACAGAUAAGCCCCUGGAGGAUGUCCCUGUGGAGGAAGUGGGCUCUGCUCAUAAGCCCAAAGUCUCUUCCGAUCAUCUGGAGCCAGAUGACGGGAAUGAGGCAAAGAUCAGCCCCAUAGUCCAACCAGCCAGCAAGGAAGAGGCAGGUCUACUGGGAGAGGCAACUGAACCGAAAGAUGUGCAGAACCUGGGAUUGGCAGCCAGGGAACAACUAGAGUCAAUUUCGCCGGCUGUGGCCGAUCAUGGUGACCAAGGGCCGAGAGAGACCAAGAAAGCAGGGCGAGCCAGAGCCCCUCAGCAAAUGAAAGGCUACAUGAGACCCACCAAAUCAAGAGGGCUUCCUCCUCCUCCUCCUCCUCCUUCCCUGAGGGACGCUGUUCAAGAGCAAGGCAGGAGAAGGCCUGCAAAGUCUGAUGCCCCAGUUCUUCACAGGCAAGAGAAAGAAGAAGUAAAGGGAGUGGCGGAGGUUGCACCCGCAGAGGACACGGCAGUGCUUCCCAGCAAGGACCUCCCACCAAGUCCGGAGAAGAAAGCCAAGCCUUCGGCCACCGCUCCUGCGGCAAAGCCCGCUACUGCGAAAGCCAGGCCCGGGCCCGCUGGUGCUCCCCCUGCCAAGCGGCCAGCUCCUGCUACGCCGGGCCAAAGCAAAAAGGCCACCGUGCCAGCCACGGGGCCCUCCGCAGCCGCCACUCCUAAACGCCCAGCGACCAGCGUCUCACGACCCUCCAGCUUAACUCCCAGAGAAGUUAAACCAAAGGGGCCAGAUGUUAAGAGCCCGGAGAAGCGCGUCUCUCCUUCCAAACCCCCAUCUGCUGCAACGCCUCGGCCAAGCGUGAAGACCAGUCCGGCCACUCCCAGGCCUUCGGUGCUGGCCACGAGUGGGACUUCCCCCAGUCCGAGGAGCACAGCUGCUUCCCCCCCGAAGAAGCCCUCCACCAUCAAGACGGAGGUCAAGGCCGCCGAUGCCAGGAAGACCACUGCAAAAUCACCAACAGCCGACCCGAGCCGUCCCAAGAGUGCCCCGGCUUCCACCACCCCUUCUCCCGCCCCGCCUGGAACUGCUGCCAGCCGUCCCAAGGCCAAGCCAGCUACUCCCAAGCCCUUGGGGACAGCGAGCACCACGGUGGACUCCAAGAAGGCGUCGGCGGCUCUCAAGGCAGUUCCCAAAACCAGUCCAGUUCCCAAGCCUCCACGGCCCCCCACCAGCGUUUCUGUCCCCGACCUGAAGAACGUCCGGUCCAAGAUCGGGUCCACGGAUAACAUCAAGCACCAGCCGGGCGGAGGAAAGGCCAAAGUAGAGAGAAAGGCAGAAUCAGCCGGGGCUGCCCGAAAGCCUGAACUCAAUGCGGUAUCUAAAAUGACUACCAGUAAAACUGCUGUUUCUAAAGAGGGGGCCCAAAAGCUGCCCAAUGGGAAAGUCCAGAUAGUCUCCAAAAAAGCGAACUACAGCCACGUCCAGUCCAAGUGUGGGUCCAAGGACAAUAUUAAGCAUGUCCCUGGAGGUGGGAAUGUUCCAAAUGCCCCCAAGCCAGCUUCAGGCAGCCAUUCCCAGCCAUCGACCGCCCCCAGGCCCAGCCCGGGCAGUACCAAUGUGCAGAUCCUGAACAAGAAAAUUGACCUUUCUAAAGUGUCUUCAAAGUGUGGUUCAAAGACAAACAUCAAGCAUAAGCCAGGGGGAGGAGACAUCAAGAUCGAGAACCAGAAGUUGAACUUCAAGGAGAAGGCCCAGGCUAAGGUGGGCUCUCUGGACAAUGUCGGGCAUGUGCCAGCUGGGGGCACUGUGAAGACUGAGGGGGGCGAGGAGGCAGCCCCCGAGAACGGAGCUGCUGCGACAGUGCCCCCGUCGGGCAGCAGUGCCCCGCAGGAGAAUGGCGCGGGGCCGACCGUGCCCCCUCAGGGCAAUGGCGACCAAAGGGAAAUUCAGUGCUUCAACACUCACAUACAAGAGACAAGCAUUUAACGAUGACAUUCUGGUAUCGCCUUCCGCCCCUUCUCUCUCCCCCCUUUCCCGCCCCCACUGUGUCGCUGCAGAUUGAAUCCCACAAGCUGACCUUCCGUGAGAACGCCAAGGCCCGCACGGACCACGGAGCGGAUUUCGCGGUCUGCGCCGGCAGCCCCCCCGCCUCGCCUCCGCUGAGCGCCUCCAUCAGCGAGAGCCCGGGCACCGCCACCGCCGCCUCCUUGCCCCUGCCGCUGCCCUGGCGGGCUCCCCUCGCGGAAGAGACCUCUGCCGUGCUCUCUCGGCCAGGCUUGUGACUCUCUUUCCUGCCCUGCGCCCCCCACCCCCUGAUCCGCCCCCCUGAGCCUGCCUCCCUUAACCCCACCCAGAGCCCGAUGGGGAGCCUGGAAGGGGCUGCCGA
This is a messenger RNA of Python bivittatus (Burmese python), 8360 nucleotides long. RefSeq lists its product as uncharacterized. NCBI's taxonomy places the organism in Eukaryota, Metazoa, Chordata, Lepidosauria, Squamata, Pythonidae. Gene Ontology annotation, cellular component: neuron projection. Gene Ontology annotation, biological process: microtubule cytoskeleton organization; neuron projection development. The record is from RefSeq and is a predicted model, not a curated record. Gene Ontology annotation, molecular function: microtubule binding.